CACCAUUGCAGCCGGCCUGGCCGACAGGAACGCAACCGGCCACGGGCGGGCCCGCAGCUCGGGCGGCGGCGCCGCCCCAAUGGGCGUCAGCGGCGCGGGCGCGACACCGCCGGCGGCCAAGUGGCCGCACCUCGCAGGCCUCGCCUGCCCGCCGCGAGUCCCAUCACCUUCACCGACGCCACGCCGGCGUGCGCCUCAGGGCGCGUCCCUGCGGCGGUCGCCCCGCGCCCGCUACCCCGCACCCUCGGAUGAGGAGCGGUACACGGCUGCGGGGGCCGCGGAGCGCUGGCGGACCCUGGGCCGCGCUCGCUAG
Monoraphidium neglectum is the source of this 313-nucleotide messenger RNA. RefSeq lists its product as hypothetical. The annotation marks the transcript as partial. The transcript has a single exon. NCBI's taxonomy places the organism in Eukaryota, Viridiplantae, Chlorophyta, Chlorophyceae, Sphaeropleales, Selenastraceae. The record is from RefSeq and is a predicted model, not a curated record.